UUUGUGUCCCCUGUUUUUUUUUUUCUCUAUAAACUCCACACUCCUACUCUCCUCUGUUCUCUGCUUCAAAACCCCAACUGCCUUCCCGUUCUCAUCACCCUUUUGCCCUUUGCUGUAUCCCUAGUUUUCUCCUGCACCAUUGGAGCUCAAAAGGGUUUUUAGGAAAUCCCAGGACUAAGUUCAAGAACCAGAGGAGUUUUGUCUAUUGAGAGCUUCCGUUUCGAGAAAUUUAGAGAUUUUAUGGCAAUGUCUGUGGCCACUAAGAUUCAGUCGCCCAUUUGUGAGCCUCGAGCGAUUUUGGGUCCCGGCGGUAACAGAGUUAGGGUUUCGGAGGACCCGAAACGCAAAGGAGAGGCCUUGAGGAAACCACAGAGAACGACGACGACAACGACAGUGAUCAGAAAGCCGGCCACUGAAGUGCCGCAAUCGGUUGUACUGAACAAUGGUUCGGUGGACAGUUCGUGCUCUUCGGAUUCUUCAUCUAGUGGCUCUUUGGUCAAAACGGUGAGUUCCAAGAAGACCCUUAGGCCUAAAGGGUUGAGGCCGGCGAAGAUUGUGCCGGACGGCGUUGAGGCCGCGACUACUUCGCCGAAGAUUGUUGGUCCGCCUAAACGGUGUGAUUGGAUCACACCUAACUCUGACCCAAUUUAUACUUUAUUCCACGAUGAAGAAUGGGGGGUUCCAGUCCACGAGGAUAACAAGUUGUUUGAAUUGCUUGUCUUUUCACAAGCUUUAGCAGAACUCACUUGGCCAGCAAUUUUAAACAAGAGAGACUUAUUCAGGAAACUGUUUGAAGAUUUUGAUCUAUCAUCAGUAGCACAGUUUAGUGAGAAGAAGUUGUUGUCUCUAAAAGUAAACGGCAACUUAGUCUUAUCUGAACCAAAGCUUCGCGCAGUCGUGGAAAAUGCUAAGCAAGUGCUCAAGGUUCAGAAGGAGUUGGGUUCAUUCAGCAGUUAUUGCUGGGGCUUCGUGAACCACAAGCCAAUAAGGAACGGAUUUCGCUAUGCACGUCAAGUACCAGUCAAGUCGCCUAAAGCAGAGAUCAUAAGCAAGGACAUGAUGCAGAGAGGCUUUCGUUGUGUGGGGCCAACUGUGAUUUACUCAUUCAUGCAAGUAGCUGGGAUCGUUAACGAUCACCUCUUGAACUGUUUCAGAUACGAGGAGUGCAACUUAAACGUGAAAAAGGAUUUGAAACCUAAAACUGAGGAGCCAGAGAGACCCAGUGAAGCUCUGGAGAAGAAGACAAGUUUAUCUAAUGACUGAAUCGACCGAGCAUUACUUUAGUUUCUUACUACUAAUCACACAAUUCCACACGACUAGGAAAUGAAGAAAGAGGCGUUAGGUUUGUGCAGCUGUAACUUUAGUGUGUAUUACUUUUCCAUAUUAUUAAUCUGAAAACAAAAAUCAUAAUUGUGUUGAAUACAGCUUGUAGUGGUUUGUUUAAGCAGUGUCACACUUUGCUAAUUGUUAUGUUUGUUCCUCAUUUGGUGUUGCCUAAUAAAAGUUUAAUGUCAUGAAAAAUUCGAUGUGAUAUGGGAGUUAUUAGUUGCAAGGA
This is a messenger RNA of Humulus lupulus (European hop), 1555 nucleotides long. RefSeq lists its product as uncharacterized. The transcript is spliced from 4 exons. Gene Ontology annotation, molecular function: DNA-3-methyladenine glycosylase activity. Gene Ontology annotation, biological process: base-excision repair. The record is from RefSeq and is a predicted model, not a curated record. NCBI's taxonomy places the organism in Eukaryota, Viridiplantae, Streptophyta, Magnoliopsida, Rosales, Cannabaceae. The coding region runs from base 241 to 1263 and encodes 340 amino acids.